UCAGCGAUAGAUUCGCCACAGCUUGCAUCUUGCGGUGAUGGCGGACAUGGUGGAGCCUGCUGCCUUGGACACGUCAACGGCAACCUGUCGCGGGCAUCGCGGCGGGGUCCUGGCCGUGGAGUGGGAGCCCAAGGCGGGGCGGCUGGCCUCAGCAUCUCUGGAUGGCAGCCUGCAGCUAUGGUCGCCGGAGGGCCAGUGCUUGGAAGUGCUGGAGGGCACUGAGCGUGGCUUUGCCAGCUGCUUGGCCUGGGCUGCCGGAGGCUCCAGGUUAGCUACCGGCUUCCAGGACGGCGCGGUGCUGAUUUGGUACCCGAGCUCUGCUCUGCCAACGGUGGUUUGCAAGGGCCACAAGAACCAGGUGCGCUGUGUCGGCUGGAGGCCAAAAGGCAAGGAGGCCGUGGCUUCCGGCUCGCUGGACGGGACUGUGAGGAUUUGGGAGCCAAAAAAGGGCAAGUGCCUGAAGACCUGUCAAGGUGAAGGUGGCUACGUGUACUGUCUGCUGUGGCACCCUGACGGCACCUGUCUUGCCGCUGGCAGCACAGACGGCGCGGUGCGUAUCUUCAACCCGGACAGCGGUGGCUGCAUGGUCAAGUGUGAGGGCCACACGGGGCCAGUCGCAGCGUUAGCCUGGGCUCCAGGCCAUGUGAAUCUCGCAGCUGGCUCCCAUGAUGGCACGGCCUCCGUUUGGAACUCCGCAACUGGCCACAAGGUUGCUGACUGCGCCACCCCAGACCGGGUCUUCACAAUUGCCUGGAGGACCCAACUGCAACGCCCCCGCCUAGCCACUGGCUCUGCUGAUGGCAGCAUCUGCAUCUUUGACACCACUGCUGGAGUCUGCAUGGCAAAGUUCCAAGCCCACUCGGGGGCAGUGCUUUCCCUCGCCUGGGGCUCGGAGUCUUUGGCCUCCGCUGGGCAGGACGGCACGGUGCGCAUUUGGGAGGCGCGCACGGCCACGUGCCUGGCAGUGCAUGUGGGCCACCUGGGCGCCGUGCUGUGCGUGCGCUGGGCGCCUGAGGGCCCAGGCCUCGCCUCCGCGUCAGAGGAUGGGACGGUCAAGAUCUGGCCGGCGUGACA
Molecule: messenger RNA, 1074 nt
Organism: Effrenium voratum
Lineage: Eukaryota; Dinophyceae; Suessiales; Symbiodiniaceae
Source: the annotation of a GenBank genome assembly